Molecule: messenger RNA, 1878 nt
Organism: Moesziomyces antarcticus
Lineage: Eukaryota; Fungi; Basidiomycota; Ustilaginomycetes; Ustilaginales; Ustilaginaceae
Product: endoplasmic oxidoreductin 1 precursor
Exons: 1
Coding region: 1-1878 (625 amino acids)
Biological process (GO): protein folding in endoplasmic reticulum
Cellular component (GO): endoplasmic reticulum; endoplasmic reticulum membrane
Molecular function (GO): FAD binding; thiol oxidase activity; protein-disulfide reductase activity
Source: RefSeq, a predicted model, not a curated record
AUGCGCCUGCCCACCAGCAACACCCCUAGGCCCCGCCCGCUUGGAUAUAAGCUCGACGCUCGUACUCCGAAUCCUCCCCGCGUCUGUACGACGCACGACAUGAUGGCCAACCAGCAGCCCGCCUCGUCGCGCGCAGCACCGCGCAUCAGGGUGCUAAGGGCGCGCACGUUUUCAUCGCUCGUUGUCGUCGUCACGCUCGCUGCGCUCAUGCUGCUCGCCGCAGCCACCACCGCUUCCCAAGCACCGUCACGCCCGGCGCUCUUCCGCUCGCCUGCGUCCGACAACUCGCGCGGCGCCGACUUUCUGCAGCAGGUGCUCACCAAGCCCAAGCGCGCACCCACCACCGCCGCAGCAGCAGCGUCCGACUCCAUCUGCCGCCCCACCGGCCACAUCGAAGACGCCGCGUGCGACUACGAGACGGUCGAGACCAUCAACUCGCAGUUCUUUGACCGCCUCGAUGCGCUCCGCCGCACCGACUUUUUCAAGUUCUACAAGGUGAACCUCUUCAAGGAGUGUCCCUUUUGGAACGAGAACGGCUUCUGCAUGAACCGCGCCUGCAGCGUCGAGACCGAGGACGAGGCAGACAUCCCCGAGGAGUUCCGCGUGAAGCGCCUCAGCUCCGUCACCACCGCCGCGCCAGGAGACGUCGCCAUGUCCGGUUCGGACUCGAGCUGCUCCUGCUCCUCCACCGAGUUCUGCCACCUCGACGACGACGCCACCAACGACGGCGUGUACGUCGACCUGCUCAAGAAUCCCGAACGCUUCACCGGAUACGCAGGCGCCAGCGCCAACCGCGUGUGGAAGUCCAUCUACGAGGAAAACUGCUUCAACGGCGUCAAGUUCAUCGAACCCGCACGACCCACCUCCUCUGGCGGCACAGGCUUCGUCGACAAGUCCAUGCUGCACAGCUCGUCGCCCGCGUUGGGUCCAAACGGCGGCUUUGGCGGGCUCGUGUCGUCGCUCCAGGCUCCGCUCGACAGCGGCGACAGCGAACAGUGUCUGGAGAAGCGCGUGUUUUAUCGCAUCAUCUCGGGGCUGCAUGCCAGCAUCUCGAUCCACAUCUGCCACGACUUUUUGGACACGUCUACGGGCGAAUGGGCGCCGAACCUCGAAUGCUUCAUCACGCGCAUUGCCGAGCAUCCCGAGCGCCUGCAGAACGUCUACUUCGACUAUGUGCUGCUGCUGCGUGCGCUCUCGCGCCUCGGCGAUUCGCGCGACAACUUUUCGCUGCGUGCCGGCGAUGCGAUCGAGGACGGUGCGGCGGUGGAGCAGCUGGACGAGCUCAUCGCCGACGCCCGCGCGUGUCCGACGACGUUCGACGAGGCACAGAUGUUCAGCGCCCAGACGCGCGAGUCGCUCGAGCUCAAGAACGAGUUCCGACACCACUUUCGCAACAUCUCCACCAUCAUGGACUGCGUCGGAUGCGACAAGUGCAGGCUGUGGGGCAAGCUGCAGGUGCACGGCAUCGGCACCGCGCUCAAGCUGCUGUUCAAUAGCAACGACGAGCAUGGAGCACAGCCGGUGCAGCUCCAAAAGUCGGAGCUCGUUGCGCUCGUCAAUGCCGCCCAUCGCAUCGCAGAGAGUCUGCGUGCGGUGGAGAGGUUCAGGGACAUGUAUCAGGCGCAGCGUCUUGCUGCGGAUGCAGGCCAUGCAGCCGUUAAUCCACCCGCCAAUACCUCGCAUCCCGUCCGCAGUGCGCAGCAGCAAGAGGCGACGACGGGCAAGCUGGCGCAGAUGGCACAGCUGGUCGAGUGGAUCGAACGACAGCUGCACCAGACUAUGCAGGCGUGUCGCCGCGAACUCUCGCACUGCCUGCGCGCGCUUGGAUUCGCCGCACCCUCGUCUUCCUCCCAACACCCGCAGCAUGCAGAUUUGUAG